AUGUCUUCAGUCUUAGGCGUCGAUAAUCAGCCUCGCAUUUUUCUCGGUGUCUGGAUCAAUUGGUCCAAAGGCAACGUCCUCGGCUCCACACUCACCGUGACACAAACGAACGGUGCUCUCCUCGUAGCCUUCGUUGCGCUUUUCGUUACCUUUGCUGGAACACGCCUGUGGAGAAUCAGCUGUUUCUUUUUCCAUCGUGGAUAUUCCGCCUCAGGUCCCCAAGAUGGCAUCUACCACCAGCGCCAGGCUGUCCUCAAGAACUCCGACAAUGCUACUGCAGGCCUGAUCAGCUGGUACUUACUUCUCAGAGCCUGGCGGAAGAUCGGACAUCGACCGUAUCGAAGAAUGGCACCCAUCGCAUUGUUUACAAUUAUGCUGGCUGUGUCAGUAGCUGCAGCCAGUCUUCUCUCGUCCAGAAUUUCCUCGGCGAUGGGACAAGAAGUGCUCAUACGAGGGGAAUGCGGAGUAAAUCUCCUGGGUCACUAUAUUGCUGGGCAGGACAAAAACCCCGAAGUUGAGACGAGCCCGGAGUUCUUUACCGUGCUUCUUCCAUUCUUGAGUCGCCGCUUAAUCUCUUUUUCAAAUUACGCACUCAGUUGUUAUGCAAACAACAGCGACUCACGCGGCUGCAACACCUUCGUCAAAAGUCGACUACCCUUUACAUCCAACCGCACUGCCAAUUGUCCUUUCCAACAGGACAUAUGUCGCCUUUCCAAUGGUAACAUUCUCUUAGAUACCGGUUACUUGAAUAGCCAUGUCGACAUGGGAUUUAAUGCCCCCGUGCAAAAUCGAUUCUUCUACCGACGCACGACUCAUUGCGCGCCGUUAGUCACUGAAGGCUAUAAAAGCAUCAAGAACUCAUCAGAAUCUGGCGCGAAGAGUUCUUACGCUCAGUACUCAUACGGCCAACCAUUGUCUUCAUCCGAUACCCAAGAGAAUGUCACUUACAUCUAUCCGCAAUUGUCAGUCACAGACAUGUUCGGCGAGAAUAAGUCAAGGACAAAUAUUCCAGAAUAUACGUUAGGCUAUGUGUAUGCUAACGUUAUCAAUGGCUCGCUCGCACACAACCGCGCAUUCACUCCCAUCGACGAAUUGUACAGAAGCGAUGCCGAUGUCUCAGUCUUCUUUCUAUCUAGCAAUCAAGUCAUCAGCCCCGUAGAGAUCCAUGACCCUUGGUAUUCUGCUCAUCAGGCAAUCCCGGGCUUCCACCUCAACUUCACCGGAUGGAACAACUUGACACUCGGGGGCUAUUUUGGAGACGAACCCGCCGCUGUCCUUGGCUGUGCAAAACAAUACCAAAUUUGCUAUCCUGAUAAAGCCGGCAAGCCAUCGCAGUGUUCUCGGCUGGGUGGCAAGCAAGAGCUCUAUUGGCUCCUUACUAGUCUGACCCAAAAUGAGGAGCAGCUCAACCGGACUCGGUGGUCCAUCAUGUCAGCGUUGACGGGGAAUGAGCUGGACGCAUUCGUGCAAACACUAGGAGCGGCAUCUUUGACUUCUAGGUACAGUCUCGUCAGCGGUAUCCAGGGACCGCUUCCGGAUAACCAGUGGCAAGUGGACGUGGAGCAUUGGCAUGCUGCGACAAUGGUAGCUAUACAAGGCAGCGCCGUCGAUGCCGCUUCUGGGCCCAGCAAUCCGGACAUGAGGAAGUUUUGGGCCGCCCCUUCGAACGACCAGGAGAGGUCUGUUUGCAACAGUCAGGUCAGUAUCUCUUUCAAGAUUUUAGGACACAAAGCUGAACCUCACCAGAAAGUUCUCUCGGACGCACACUCGAAUUUCAGUGUCUUCGGUUUGGCUUUGACAUUCGCACUCGGCGGUCUCGUAAUCACGAUCUCUUUCAUCCCGGACCGACUCGCCGGCCUUCUACGAAAGAAGCACGACCGGGACACGUAUUCGCGGCUAGAGUGGUGUGUCAAUGACACUUUGCAACUGCAGCGUCUCGCUCAUGAAGGGCAAGGGUGUGGCACGUGGAGUGCAUGUACACGGAGCGUACCCACUACGUAUGGAAACGAAACUCUUGCUCUUUUGGACGUCACGGAUGUCGGUCAUCCUGUCCUGAAAGGUAGCUCGCCAGGACUAGUUGUAGAGGCGGUUAAAACGAACGGUAGUGAAGACCAGAUGGAAACAAGUGAAAUUGAACACACAGAGGAGGUUGGCUUAGGAGCGAAUGAAGAGCGCGAUGGCACUGGGGUAGAGAGUGAAGUGGUUCAGAGAAGUACUAGAGAUGAGGAAGGCAAUGGUGCAGAAGAAGUGCCAGAGGGGACUGGAUCACUACCUAUAGAGAGGGCUGACGCUAGAAAUGAGUGA
This is a messenger RNA of Didymosphaeria variabile, 2304 nucleotides long. RefSeq lists its product as uncharacterized. The coding region runs from base 1 to 2304 and encodes 767 amino acids. The record is from RefSeq and is a predicted model, not a curated record. The transcript has 2 exons. NCBI's taxonomy places the organism in Eukaryota, Fungi, Ascomycota, Dothideomycetes, Pleosporales, Didymosphaeriaceae.